Molecule: messenger RNA, 375 nt
Organism: Penicillium taxi
Lineage: Eukaryota; Fungi; Ascomycota; Eurotiomycetes; Eurotiales; Aspergillaceae
Exons: 2
Coding region: 1-375 (124 amino acids)
Source: RefSeq, a predicted model, not a curated record
AUGCGUGGGAGAUGGCGUUCUUCGGAUCACAACGUUCCUAUUAAGCACUUGUUCCUAAUGAAACUUCCUGAUACAUCAGCCCAGAGGUGCAAUCCCAUUAAAAUACGGCCAUUGUCUGUAAGACAUGGAAAAUGUCAAGCCUGCAAGCUGCCUCAGAUUCGAACCUUUACAGGGGAAUCAUCCAUCACCCAAUCGGUUAGAGCAGAUGGGCGUUCGAUACAUGAAACUUUGAUCCGUAUUACCAGAUCAUCCAUUUCGGCCUUGUGUCACACCAUCUCCUUAAUCAUCAAAAAGUUCACUGGGCUUACAGGAAGCAUUGACAAGUCAGAUCUUCGAAACUCACCAAAUUGUUCCGGAUCGAGAACAAUGGGAUAA